Messenger RNA from Lasiosphaeria miniovina, 1743 nucleotides. Its product is annotated as WSC domain-containing protein. The record is from RefSeq and is a predicted model, not a curated record. The transcript is spliced from 4 exons. The coding region runs from base 1 to 1743 and encodes 580 amino acids. Lineage: Eukaryota; Fungi; Ascomycota; Sordariomycetes; Sordariales; Lasiosphaeriaceae.
AUGGCCUUCGUCCGAUCCGUGGUGGCCACCCUAGCGGUGGCCGCCUUCGUCGGUCGUGUCCAUGUCCGGGCAAACGAGGUCCCCUUGCCCCCUUGCUCUGGGUCCUACACGCCAUUCGCCUAUUCGGGCUGCUUCACCGACUCCGGCAGCUCCAAUGCCCUGACCUUCCGCAGCCCCCUCGACACGCAGAGCAUGACGGUCGAGAAGUGCACCGCCGAGUGCAAGGGCAACGGCUACCGCUAUGCCGGCCUCGAGUACUACGGCGAGUGCUUCUGCGGCUCUGCCAUCGGCGGUUCCGCCGUUCCCGAAUCCAAGUGUAGCUUCUCCUGCACCGGCAACUCGACCCAGAAGUGCGGCGGUAGCAGCAUCAUCUCGGUAUACCAGGACAACACCUUCCCGUCCGCCGGCGGUGUGACCGCUGCCGACUAUGCUCCCCUUGGCUGCUACACCGAUAACUCGUCCAAGGGCAAGGCCCUGACCUCCCGACAGGACCAGCUCGACACCGGCUCCUUGACGACGGCUAAGUGCUUGGAGGCUUGCAAGAACGGUGGCUUCCCUUAUGCCGGCACCGAGUACGGCGGCGAGUGUUAUUGCGGCGUUGUCAUUCGUGACGACACUGCUGCGGUACCAGCCGCCGACUGCAAUAAGCCCUGCAGUGGUGCCCCGGGUGAGAAGUGCGGUGGAAACUCUCGUUUGACCGUCUAUGUUGCCGAUAAACUACGGAGUUCCCAGCCUUGUGGCUAUAACCCACCGCCGCCGCCGCCGCCGCCGCCGUCCUCUACGCCUUGCCCAGAGUCUUCUACUUCGAAGCCGCCGCCGCCGCCUCCUCCUCCGUCCUCGACCCCUUGCCCGGAGUCUUCCAACACCAAGACUACCAGCACAAUCUGUUAUGCGACCACAACGGUGGCGCCAACAUGUGAAUACCGUUGCGGAAACUGGUGUGCAUCCCCGCUCCCCAACUGGGGAGAUGUGUCGGGCUGCAAGGCGGGCUACUCCCAGUGCAAGCUGCAGGUUAAUGCCUGCUAUAAAAAUGCUGGAUGGCCCGCGGCAAUGGAGUGCUCCGACUAUGACUCUUGGUGCUCAUCCGUCAACGGCUACUGCGGCGGCGGCGGCACCAACGGGAAGUGUUCCAAGUCGGACUUUUGGGGCAAGAAGCCAGGCAAGGGCUCCUCGCCGCCCAAGACAACGGUCAUCACGGUACCGUGCAAGCCAACCCCGACUCCGACGCCCUCCUCAACCAAGUGCCCGAUCCCAACGCCCACAAACAUCUGCAAACAGCCUACCAACAACCAGUACGGCUAUGCGCCAGGGAAGCCUGUCGGCGGCAUCGAUUUGCCCGUCCUAACGUGCAACAAUCUCGCUAAGGACUUCGGCAGCGGCCCCUUCAAGCUCUACACCGACAGCGACAGCUCCAAGUGCAAAUCGUACCCCCGUAAUCAAUGCACCAACGCCUGCGUCGACGCCUGCAAGGAGCAGCUCAAUGACUGCAAAGCCGUCUACGUCAAGGGCUGCAGCGGUGGCGUUCCCGGCGGUAACGGCCACAGCUAUGGCGGUCGUGGCGGCAGCGGCCACGGAUCGUACUUCCACUGGGCUCGCGCCGACGACCUUGAGCGUCGCACCUAUGGCUGGACGGACUCGUCCAGCGCCGCAUCCAACAAGUGCACACAGCAGUACAAUGACUGCGUUGCCGUCAACAAGGGCUCGAAUGGUGCGGGCAAGUGCCCCAGCUUCGGUACAUACUAA